AGAAAGUCCAGUCUAACCAAUCCUCUUUUCUACUUCGUUCACAAUGAGAAUCUUGAAGACUCAAAGAUCCUCAAGAGGAGGAAGAAGAAACAGCAAGAAGUUCGGAAGCAGAAGAUCACAUGUUUCGUCACGAACCAGUAUUCUCCGCAAGUGCUCUGGAAACAGCGGAGAUAAGUUCUCGGCUAAGCUUCAGGCGCUUAAGAGUCUUCUUCCUCCGUCAGAGACGAACAAGACGGACCAGAAUCGUGACGUGGAGGAGAAACUUAAUAGUGGAGAGACAGAACAGCUGUUUCAAGAAACGGCGGAUUACAUCGUCAGGCUUAGGAACCAAGUCGUCGUGUUGCAAAAGCUAAUCGAGAUCUAUGGAUCAUCGUCAUCCUCUGAUCAGACGGAAGACUUUAUUUUAUAAUGUUACAUAUUUUUAAAUUAUGAUUUUAUUUUCUGAAACUUUAAACUUUUUAUUCUAUUUUUAUGUAUUACGUACUUUAAACCUAUAUGGUUUUAGGGUAGUUCAUGUAUAAUGUUUUGAUUUUCACGAAAGAAAAGUCGAUCUGAACAAUCUAUAGAAAUUUAAAUGCAAUGUUUGUUUGUUUGG
Eruca vesicaria subsp. sativa (arugula) is the source of this 595-nucleotide messenger RNA. The record is from the annotation of a GenBank genome assembly. Lineage: Eukaryota; Viridiplantae; Streptophyta; Magnoliopsida; Brassicales; Brassicaceae.